GCCAUGUUCUGCUUUGUGCAACCCUCUGUCCUGUUCCCCAGCACCAGAAUCUGUCUUCAGCAUUGCAUCUCUGAGUUGCACUGGAGGCAAACCUCCUUUGAGCCUGGCUGGCUCCAAGUCACCUUUCCCCUUCCUCACUGCCCUCCUAUUUCUCAUCAGUAGCAUCACUCAGAUCCACAAGGGCCUGACCAGCAAGUACAGCUCUGUGCUGGGCUUCAGAGGCUUGAAGGAUUAUCUGCAUCAGAGCUGGCAGACCGGCCCUCCCUCUGUAACUCCCUCAUCUGCGUGGAUCCUGCGCCAUGAAUAUCAUCUGCAGUACUUUGUGUUAGCAUUGGCUCGGAGAAUGGCAGGCACUUCUCCGGAUUACACCCAGCAUGCCUCACUCCAUCACUGUGUUGCCAUGGCAUUGCUAAGCCGUCUGUUGCCAGGGAGUGAGCAUCUGGCUUAUGAGAUCCUACUGGAUCUUGCCUUUAAUCCAGAGUUUCUUCCUGAAGGGAAAGCUGGAGGGCCAGAAGCAGCUGACUUCUCUGAUAUCCUACAUCUGGGUACCAGUGCCAAACUGGCACAACCUGGCUCUGCAGCAGCAUUUUUUUCAAAGGCUACUCGUGGUGCCCUCCUGAGAGAAUCGUACCAGAAUCUGCCUGUCAUCCGCUCCUGCUAUCUUUCUCAUUUUGUCCACUUGCAACCUACCCUUACACGUUCCCAAGCAUCCUACCAAGGACGGAAUUACCUCAUCCAGUCAAUGCUGCUUCCUGAGGUCAAAGGGCCCAUCUUGCCUUCAGACUGGCCGUUCUUUCCGCUUAUCAGCCUCUACAACAAAGUGACUAAUGCAGAGACAUGUGGGGCUGUACUGAACUCUCUCCCACUUGAUUUUGUCAACACUGUGACCUGGAACCUGCAGUGGGUCUUGUUGCUAGAAACCUGGCGUGCUAAAACCCUGCAGAGCAUCCCUACUGCUGCCAAACUUGCACGGCUUAUGUGUGUCUUCCUUACAGGCAGUGACCUCUUUCUAGAAGCACCGAUCCACCGCUACACAGCUGCCCUUCUCUCUGUGUAUUGCCAGCCCAAGGCAUUGGACUCCUUGAAUUUGGAUGCUCCUCUCCCUGGUUUGGCGUCCUUCCACGAUCUCUAUAUAAGCCUCCUGGAGCAGUUUGAAGGUGUCUCCUUUGGCGAUCCACUCUUUGGGACCUUUGUUCUUCUACCUCUACAGAAGCGUUUCAGUGUUCAUCUGCGUCUCUCUAUAUUUGGGGAGCACACAAGUAUCCUGCAGGCACUGGGAGUGCCGCUCCAGCAGUUUCCUGUGCCUCUCGAGAGAUACACUUCCCCUCCUGAGGAUAACCUGAACCUCCUGCGACUCUACUUCCGAACACUGGUCACUGGUGCACUGCGCCACACCCGGUGCCCUGUUCUUUACGUGGUGGCUGUGGCUCAUGUGAACAGCUUUAUUUUCUCCCAAGACAGCACGACACAGGAGACUGAUGCUGCUCGGAAAAGCAUGCUGCGGAAGACAUGGCUGUUGGUGGAUGAGACCUUGAAAAAACACCUACUCUACUAUAGACUGCUGAAUGCAGAGAGCCCUUUGGGAUUUGACCUUUAUGAGCAGCUCCCUCCCAUGCGACUGAAGUACCUGCAGACGGUGACACAGAAAGAAAGUAAGGAGAAUGCACCAGCGCUAGUCUCAUAGCAAAACACUUGUGCAAGAAGAGGGCCAAGGUGAAGAAUGGAAGAGCUCCAUUUAUACUUUACUGAUGAAACUAGUGCACUUCAGACCUUUUCAGUGUCUCACCUGGACACUCUUGGCAUCUUUGCAAAGUGAAACACUAGUAGAAUGCUCCCAGCCUUGCAGAACAAUACACAUCUUCUCAAGAUAGGACAAUAUGUGUGUGUGGCCUUUCUGUGAUGAAUGCUGGACUAUUUUCCUCCAUUCUCUUUCAGAUUAUUCUCCUUCUCCCUGGAGAAGGUGAGAAUGUGUCUGAAAGGCACUGAACUGUUGAAUAAA
Molecule: messenger RNA, 1999 nt
Organism: Cariama cristata (Red-legged seriema)
Lineage: Eukaryota; Metazoa; Chordata; Aves; Cariamiformes; Cariamidae
Gene: RPAP1
Product: RNA polymerase II associated protein 1
Exons: 7
Biological process (GO): transcription by RNA polymerase II
Cellular component (GO): nucleus
Source: RefSeq, a predicted model, not a curated record